Pungitius pungitius (ninespine stickleback) is the source of this 1991-nucleotide messenger RNA. It is a transcript of the gene napgb, whose product is annotated as N-ethylmaleimide-sensitive factor attachment protein, gamma b. The transcript has 12 exons. Gene Ontology annotation, cellular component: vacuolar membrane; SNARE complex. Bases 129 to 1058 code for a protein of 309 amino acids. Gene Ontology annotation, biological process: intracellular protein transport. Gene Ontology annotation, molecular function: soluble NSF attachment protein activity; syntaxin binding. The record is from RefSeq and is a predicted model, not a curated record. NCBI's taxonomy places the organism in Eukaryota, Metazoa, Chordata, Actinopteri, Perciformes, Gasterosteidae.
ACCCGUAGCCUGCGACAUUGGAUGACGUAGCGUCCGAGAAAAAGCAUCCUGGUAAUCCAGACGUCGAAGAAACAACGUCCAUUGCUAUUAUUGAUAACAAAUCAUAGCUCGUCGAGUUAACCAACAGUAUGGCUGCUCAGAAGAUUAACGAAGCUCACGAGCAUAUAGCGAAAGCUGAAAAAUGCUUAAAGACAGGUCUGACGAAGUGGAAGCCGGAUUUUGACAGCGCUGCGUCAGAAUACGCCAAAGCAGCCGUGUGCUUCAAGAACGCGAAGCAGUACGAACAAGCAAAGGAUGCCUACCUCAAGGAGGCUGAAUACCAGACGGAAAACAAGACGCUUUUUCACGCUGCAAAGGCUAUUGAACAGGCCGGUAUGAUGAUGAAGGAACAAAAGAAGAUGCCUGAGGCGAUCCAGUACAUAGAGAAAGCCUGCAUGAUGUACAUGGAGAACGGUACUCCUGACACUGCUGCCAUGGCUCUGGACCGGGCUGGAAAACUGAUAGAGCCUCUAAACCUAGAGAAAGCUGUGGACCUUUAUCAGAAGGCGGCUGGCGUUUUUGAGAAUGAGGACCGGCUGCGUCAGGCAGUUGAACUGCUUGGGAAAGCCUCCAGACUUCUGGUCAGGCUAAGAAGGUUGGAUGAAGCAUCAGUUGCUCUGCAGAAAGAGAAGAACAUGUACAAAGAAAUUGAGAACUUUCCCAUGUGCUUCAAGAAAACAACAGCUCAAGUACUGAUUCAUCUUCAUAGAGGGGACUACGUAGCAGCUGAUAAAUGUGUCCGAGAAAGUUACAGCCUGCCCGGGUACAGUGGAAGCGAAGAUUGCAUUGCCAUGGAGACACUUCUGCAGGGCUACGACGAGCAGGACGAGGACCAGGUCCACCGUGUGUGCAGCUCACCUUUACUGAAGUACAUGGACAAUGACUAUGCCAAGCUGGCCAUUUCCUUGAGAGUACCUGGAGGAGGAGGAAAGAAGAAGAAGGCUGCUGCUGCUCCACAAGGCGGCGCUGAUGGUGCACCAGCGGAUGAAGAGGAUGAUUACGAGGGAGGCCUGUGUUAGCCUUCAGCCUCCAACGGGCCGACUCUACCCAUCUGCUGCUCCUCCACCAAACCCUCUAUGUACGAGCUACAAAACCUUGACAAAUCCUUUCUGCCCCGAAACCCAGAUGUUUGGCUGUUUAAUCGUUAUUGUGCACAGGAAAAAAAAGUUAUCACAGUCGAUGCCGCAGAGGAGUCGACCCUAAUUCAAGCAGCUGUUUUUAAUUUGGGUUUCUUUGAGGUGGAUGGUCCUCGGUGUAAUGAAAAAUCUUCUAUGUUUUAUUAUGUCUGAAAGCCUGUUGUAAGUAAAUGUUCAAUUAUUUCUUGUCUUUGUUAAGCUGUACAUUUUGCUCUCAUAGUUUGUGAGUCUUCAGAUUACUAUAGGUAUAUUAAAAUCAGAAAUGAUCUAAGUAUAUAUUAUAAGUUGAUCAGUGUAUAGGUGUUUAUUUGUACAGUUAAAUUAUUCAGUAUUCCUGGCUGCAACCUGUUGGCAACGUUACUGAAACAAUAUGCCCACCAGUUUGUUAAUGCAUGUAUGCAGUAAUCUAAUAGUAAUUUGUGAAUAUUACGGAUAAAAAAAAAGAUCGAUACUUUCGCAUCGGGGCUCAUUGAAGACAUAACAAUUCUCCUGCUGAUGGCGCAGCUCGUAGCCAAUUUGACAGUUUUCGAGGUGUGUGUGCUCUUUCCCCUUAAACAAAAAUAGUCCAUAGCUAUAUGUGUACUUAAAUCGACUUAAACAUGAAAAUGGAACUAUACAGUUAAUAUAAGCAGCUUGCUAUUAAGGACAAAAAUCCUUUACAUGCCAAUUAAAAUGAUUCAUUCGAUAUUACUAAAGUUAAUAAAGGGACUGUUUACAUUUUUUAUUUGUGCCGUUGUUGCCCACUACUUGUAUAUUCUUCAAAAGCAUAUCUCCAAACUUUGCACAUGCGUCAAUAAACAUUUCUAUAGUGUGGCA